AUGGCCAUGGACCCGGACCCGGACCCGGACCUGGACCUGGACCUGGACAUGGAUAUGGAGACGCUGGCCGACGACGCCGACGCGGCGCUCGCCGGCGACAGCGGCGGCGAGGCCGAGCGCAACGAGGCAGCCGAGGCCGAGGCUGAGGCCGAGCGGUACGAGGCCGCCGAGGCCGAGGCCGACAUCCUCCGCGACCGUUUCCGCCUCACCGUCAUCAGCAUCGCCACCGCCGAAGGAAAGAAGGCCGGGAUGACGGUCGCCGACCCCGUUGUUGCCUGCAUCGCUGAUUUGGCGUUCAAGAGCGCAGAGCAGCUGGCAAAGGAUGCAGAGUUGUUUGCACAGCAUGCCGGUCGCAAAUCCGUCAGGAUGGAUGAUGUCAUACUCACAGCUCACAGGAAUGAGCAUCUUAUGGGGAUGCUGAGGACCUUCUCUCAAGAGCUGAAGAGAAAGGAGCCUGCCAGUGAGAGGAAGAGAAAGAAAUCGUCGAAGAAGGAUGAGAGGGUGAUCGACGUCUGA
Molecule: messenger RNA, 516 nt
Organism: Miscanthus lutarioriparius
Lineage: Eukaryota; Viridiplantae; Streptophyta; Magnoliopsida; Poales; Poaceae
Source: the annotation of a GenBank genome assembly